AUGAACAGUUUCAUCUUUUCAAGCGCCGAAAAGGCUCGCUUCGACAACUACAAAGUCUUCACGGUACAAGUGGAGAAUGAGAAUCAACUAGAGGUGUUAUUUGAGAUGGAAAAGACGGCAUUCUCGAGCUAUGACUUUUGGAAGAAUCCCUCGAAAGUCGGCAAUUCCGUUGAUAUUAUGGUUCCGCCGCACAAAUUAUCAGAGUUUGAGGAAAUUAUGCAAUCCCUUCAGUUCUCAACAUCCGUGAAAAUCUUCAAUGUUCAGGAACUCAUUGACAAUGAACAGCCCAAAAUUUCGCCUCGCAACGAUGACUUCACAUGGGACAAAUAUCACACGCUGGAGGAGAUCAACGCAUGGCUGGAUCAGCUCUUGAUAGACUACGCUGGCGUCCUGACUCCCGUGAGUGCUGGAAGUAGUCUCGAAGGACGCCCGAUCAGGGGUGUUUUGCUGUCUUACAAUCCUGGCAAUCCAGCCAUCUUCAUCGAAUCCAACACUCACGCCCGAGAAUGGAUCACUUCAGCCACGGCGACUUAUGUUCUCAACGAGUUCCUGACCUCCACCGAUCCUGACAUCCGUCGCAUUGCCGAGAACUACGAUUGGUACAUCUUCCCCAAUGUGAAUCCCGACGGCUUCGCUUACUCCCACAGGACUAAUCGCAUGUGGCGGAAGACUCGCGCUCGUCACGGCGUGAUUUGCCUGGGAGUGGAUCCGAACAGGAACUGGGCUCACGCAUGGCAAGAUGGAUCGAGUCCUGGCGCGAGCAACGAUGUUUGCUCAGGAACUUAUGCCGGUCCAGCAGCAUUUUCAGAGCCUGAAACCAGAUUACUGGCCGAUUUCGUUCUCCAGCGUAGAGAUCACAUCAAAAUGUACCUAUCCUACCACUCGUACAGCCACCUGCUUCUCUACCCUUGGUCCUACACCUCAGAUCCCGCAGAUCAUUACGACGAUCUCCACCACAUCGGAACUGUGACGGCGGAUCGACUGAAGGAGAGCUACAACACAGAAUACACCGUGCAGAGCUUCUUCGAUCUCUACAUCUCCACCGGCACCAGCAUUGACUGGGCCUACGCCGAGGCCGGAAUCCCACUGAGCUACACUUAUGAGUUCCGCGACAACGGAACCUACGGCUUCAUCCUGCCGGCAGACCAGAUUCUGCCCAACUCCAUUGAGGUUCUGCAGUCGAUGAUUGCUCUGUGUGAUGAGAGCGAGAGAUUGGGCUAUUUGCCUAGACGCGAGUAUAAAAGAGCAGCAUUGGGAAGUGAGCGGCUCCAGUUUAUCCCAGUGGUCAGAAUGAGGAAUCUUCUAGUGUUGGCGAUCGUGCUGCUGGCGGCCUUCUCGAGCGCCGAGAAGGCUCGCUUCGACAACUACAGAGUGUACACAGUGCAGGUGGACAAUGAUGAGCAAUUGCAAGUGUUGUACGAGAUGGAGAAGGCCGCUUUCUCCAGCUAUGACUUCUGGAAGAAUCCCUCCUACAUCGGUCGUCCCGUUGAGGUCAUGGUGCCGCCGCAUAAGUUCUCCGAAUUCGAGGAGAUCAUGGAAUCCCUCCAGUUCCAAACAUCCCUGAAGAUCACCAAUGUUCAAGAACUUGUGGACAAACAACAGCCCGAAAUCACACCCACGAGUGACUUCGACUGGACCAGAUAUCAGACCAUGGAUGAGAUCAACGCCUGGAUGGAUCAAUUGAUUGCCCAAUAUCCCAAUGUUCUCACGCCGCUCAGCUAUGGAAACAGCUACGAAAUGGAACCAAUCAGGGGUGUUUUGGUCUCCCAUCGCGCAGGAAAUCCAGCUGUCUUCAUCGAAGGCAACAUUCACGCCAGAGAAUGGAUUUCCGCUGCCACGACCACCUUCGUCCUCAACGAGCUCCUGACCUCCACCGAUCCGGAGAUCCGUCGUCUGGCCAAUGACUACGAUUGGUACAUCUUCCCCGUCACCAAUCCCGAUGGCUACCGUCACUCGCACAACACCAAUCGCAUGUGGAGGAAGACUCGCUCUCGCCACGGAGUCAUUUGCGUUGGAGCUGAUCCGAACAGAAACUUCGGCUACCAGUGGCAAGAUGGAAGCGGACCUGGAGCCAGUAGCAAUGUCUGCUCUGAGAUCUUCGCCGGUCCAGCGGCAUUCUCUGAGCUGGAAACCGGACAACUCGCCAACUUCGUCCUCCAGCGCAGAGAUCACAUCAAAGUCUAUCUGUCCUUCCACUCCUUCAGUCAGCUUCUUCUCUACCCGUACGCCUACACUUCCACGCCCUCCCAGAACGCUGAUCACCUCCAUCAGAUCGCCCGCGUGGCUGCUGAUCGCCUGCGCGGCAGCUUCGGCACCGAAUACGCCGUGCACAGCAUGAACAGCCUGUACAUCGCCACCGGAACCAGCGCAGACUGGAGUUACGGCGGCGCUGGCAUCACGCUCAGCUACACUUAUGAGUUCCGCGACACUGGCACUCACGGCUUCCUCCUGCCACCAGACCAGAUCAUUCCCAACUCCGUGGAAACUGUGCAGUCGCUGAUUGGCAUGAUGGACGAGGCGGAGCGAUUGGGCUAUUUGUAA
Molecule: messenger RNA, 2541 nt
Organism: Phlebotomus argentipes
Lineage: Eukaryota; Metazoa; Arthropoda; Insecta; Diptera; Psychodidae
Exons: 9
Coding region: 1-2541 (846 amino acids)
Biological process (GO): proteolysis
Molecular function (GO): metallocarboxypeptidase activity; zinc ion binding
Source: RefSeq, a predicted model, not a curated record